CUAUAGCAACUUGAGUCUUAAACAAGAUGGCGGACACCACAAGUGCAGUCGGAGCUGAAAGCACAGAGCCAACAAAUAAUGCUGAAAAAACCCCUACUGAUGGCGGUGAUUCGUCUGCUGCAGAGCUUCAGAAGAAGAUAGCUGAAGCAUUUGAAAUAUUUGACCAUGAAUCGAACAAAACUGUCGAUGUGAGGGAAGUUGGAACGAUUGUUAGGUCUUUGCUGUGCUGUCCAACAGAGGGAGAACUUCAUGAUAUUCUUGCAGAUGUAGAAGAAGAAGAGCCUACUGGAUAUAUUCGAUUUGAAAAGUUUCAACCAGUAAUGUUGAAAGUUCUUUUAGAAAGAAAAUACAAGCCAUCUCCAGAAGAUCAACUUAACAAAGCUUUUGAAGUUCUUGAUCAAGAAAAGAAAAGCUAUUUGACGACUGAGGAGCUCACCAAGUACAUGACAGAAGAAGGUGAACCUUUUACUCAAGAAGAGAUGGAGGAAAUGUUGUCGGCAGCAGUUGAUCCUGAAAAGGGAGUCGUGUUUUAUAAAGAUUUUGUUGCAAUGAUGGUUGUAGAAGAUUCAUAAAGUUUACCCCCAUCAAUUCUGUAAAUACCUUUGGUAAGAAUUUGUAAAUACAUGUAAUAAUAAAAUGCACUAAAAACUGUAGUAAAACAA
Messenger RNA from Actinia tenebrosa (Australian red waratah sea anemone), 662 nucleotides. RefSeq names its product dynein regulatory complex protein 8. Gene Ontology annotation, molecular function: calcium ion binding. Lineage: Eukaryota; Metazoa; Cnidaria; Anthozoa; Actiniaria; Actiniidae. The record is from RefSeq and is a predicted model, not a curated record.